Messenger RNA from Dentiscutata heterogama, 286 nucleotides. The record is from the annotation of a GenBank genome assembly. NCBI's taxonomy places the organism in Eukaryota, Fungi, Glomeromycota, Glomeromycetes, Diversisporales, Gigasporaceae.
AUGGGCCCUGAUAAUAUAAUAAUCUCAUGCAUUGACGAAUUUUUAGAUUCAUGGAAAUAUAAUUGGUGUUCUCUUCAUCAAAAACUUAUCGUAUUAGCAUGGUCAUCUUUGUUUUUAAAAUUAUGGACUGUUUAUCAAUAUCAAUAUAGGAAAGGUUUGUUCUUAACUUGGUUAAAAGAACGAAAAGAAAAAAUAAGGAAAAAAAAUGAAGUAGCUCCUUACAAUAUGAAUUCUAAAAAUGACGUAAUUAAUAACGAUGUAAAAGAAAUUAAAAUAGUUAUCACAG